Messenger RNA from Hypanus sabinus (Atlantic stingray), 3687 nucleotides. RefSeq names its product KRIT1 ankyrin repeat containing (gene krit1). The coding region runs from base 340 to 2571 and encodes 743 amino acids. Gene Ontology annotation, molecular function: protein binding. Gene Ontology annotation, biological process: cell redox homeostasis; negative regulation of angiogenesis; regulation of establishment of cell polarity. Lineage: Eukaryota; Metazoa; Chordata; Chondrichthyes; Myliobatiformes; Dasyatidae. The record is from RefSeq and is a predicted model, not a curated record. Gene Ontology annotation, cellular component: plasma membrane; cytoskeleton. The transcript is spliced from 17 exons.
GGAAAUACUCCGCAUCUCAAUACACGCCCGUGGAGAGAGAAACCGUUAACUUUUCAGGACGGUGACCCUUUGUCAGAAGUGGGAAGAAGCGAUAGACUUGAGUCUGGUUUGUUAUUGUUGCUGCAAUCCUGUACUUAACGAGGCCCUUGUGGGACCUACAGACUGCCACAGGUGGAGUAGGAGGUAGUCGAUGUGACAGACAGCGGGGUACUGCGUUCCUUUUGCCACUUAUACUGCUUUUUUUUUGUGCCCAGCAAAGAAACCUGGCCCACCUCGUCCCAUCCUGCUGCCGAUGAACUGGCACAGUGGUUACAGCUUAGCAAAUGGAGUGAAGUAGCCAUGGGCAGUCUCAAUGAUCCAGAAGAUACAUACAUCGCAGUGAUUCGUCCUAAGAAUGCAGCUAGUUUGAAUUCUCGUGACUAUCGAACAAAGUCUUAUGAAAUUCUGCUGCUAGAAUUGCAAAAUGAAGGCAAUGAAAAAAAGAGGAAGAAAGUUUUGUUGCAAACAAAAUUGAAAAGAGAUGAAAAUAAAGGACAAGACAUACUCGAUUUUGUAGUUGAAACCACCAAGCUUACAUCUCCAAACAACCAAGGAAUCAAAGGUAAACGCGUGGUGCGGAUUAAAGAAUUCCCUGUUCAUGGAGAAAACACUAGCAGAUCAGCUUCACUUUACGUUGUACCAGCUGCAAUUAAAGAUAAUAGCAAGAUAUCCUAUUGCCUUGGAGUGCCAAGUUUUUACUGCUUCCAGGAUAUUAUGCGUGUGUGUAGUGAAACCAGCAGUCAUUUUUCUACCCUCAGUGCGAAAAUGUUGAUUGCAUUGGACAAAUGGCUGGCAGAGCAACACACCAUCUCCCAUGCCAUUCCGGGUCUUUUUAGGCCAUCUCCUCUUGACAGAAUCAAGUCUUGUGUUGCAAACCCUGCUUAUGUAAAUGAAAUGGAUCAAGGUGAAAACACGUUGCAUGUGGGCUAUACUGCUUUGGAAAUAAAAAGCAAAAUGAAGACACUGGAGAAGGCUGAUCUCUGUAUCUACAAUCCACUUUUUGGAUCUGAUUUGCAGUACACGAAUAGGGUAGAUAAAGUAGUCAUAAACCCAUAUUUUGGUCUGGGAGCUCCUGAUUAUUCCAAGAUACAGAUUCCAAAGCGUGAAAAAUGGCAACGCAGCAUGAGUAGUAUUAUGGAGGACAAGGAGCGACAAUGGGUGGAUGAUUUUCCCCUGCAUCGCAGUGCCUGUGAAGGUGAUACAGAGUUAUUGAGCAAACUACUGGAUAGUGGCUUUUCAGUUAAUCAGUUAGACAGUGAUCAUUGGGCUCCCAUUCAUUAUGCUUGUUGGUAUGGAAAAGUUGAAGCUACUCGAUUCCUAUUAGAAAAAGGAAAGUGUAAUCCCAAUCUUCUAAAUGGACAACUCAGCUCCCCUCUACAUUUUGCAGCUGGUGGAGGGCGUGCAGAGAUUGUGCAACUUCUGCUGCAGCAUCCAGAGAUUGAUCGGCAUAUUGUGGACCAGCAGGGCAAGACAUCAAUACAAGUCUGCAAAGAAAACAAACAGAAUGAUUGGGAAAAAACAUUACAACUUCUUACUGAUGCACUGAAUAAGCCAUACGAGAAAGUUAGGAUUUAUCGUACUGAUGGGUCAUACCGUGCUGUUGAACUGAGGCAUGGUAACAAUACAACAGUGCAGCAGAUUAUGGAAGGCAUGCGGCUUUCACAGGAAACACAACAGUACUUUACCAUCUGGAUCUGCUCUGAGAACCUCAGUUUGCAACUCAAGCCAUAUCAUAAAUCACUUCAGCACCUGCGAGACUGGCCGGAAAUUGUUAUGGAAUUAACAUGCCUUGAUCCUCAUUUGGAAAAGCCACAACUUUUCCUGCGUAGGGAUGUGCGACUUCAGCUAGAAAAUGAGAAGAAGGUGGACGAUCCAUUGGCUAUCCUCAUUCUAUUUGAUGAGGCACGUAGUAACCUGCUGAAAGGAUUAUAUCCGUGUGCUGACAGUCAGUUGAUAAUUUUGGCUGGUCUCCUCCUUCAAAUCAUCUAUGGAAAUUAUGACAGUAAAAAGCAUAAGCAAGGAUUCCUUAAUGAGGAAAAUCUCAAAUGUAUAUUACCAUGCACCAAGGUGAAAAGCAAGGGUCCACAUUGGAUUGGUAGGAUUCUACAGGAGUAUAAGGGCUUAAGCAGCCGUGAAGGGAUUAGUAAGGAGAUGCACCAUCUUCAACGACUCUUCCUGCAAAUUUGCUGGGAAUUUCCAACCUACGGAGCAGCCUUUUUCACAGGACAAAUAUAUACCAAGGCUAGCUCAAGUGGUCAUAAAGUUGUCAAGGUUUAUGUAGGUGUAAACACAAGAGGUCUGCAUUUGCUCAACAUGGAAACAAAGGCUUUGCUGAUUAGUCUUAAGUAUGGCUCCCUCAUGUGGCAGUUGGGUGAAGCAGAUGCCUACUUUCAAAUUCACAGUUUGGAAAAUAAAAUGAGCCUUGUUGUACACACAAAGCAGGCUGGUCUAAUUGUGAAGUUACUGAUGAAACUAAGUGGCCAGCUAAGUGUAAAUGAAAGAAAUUUGACAGAGAGACAUGGAUAUGGAUAACCAUUAAUUACCAGUAUGGCUUAUCUUGAGCAUGUAUUCUUGAUGUCCUAAUGUGUUUUGUUUAUAAGAAAUUAAGAACAAAAAUGCCAUUGUCACUGUGUAUUUUUGAAAAUGUAUAUUUGUAUGAUACUGAAGAAUCACAAAUACUGUAUUUCUUUUCUGUGUUACUUUAACAAAUGUUUCAUGUGUAUCAACUGUCUAUUAGAAUAUUUGCAUUACUUCAUUUUGUUAAAGAAAUAAACUUUAUUCUGAAAUUGGAACAAAUGCCACCCACAAAGUUUGCAUGUGAUGUAAUAGUUGAUUGUUAAAUACCUUUUUUAUACAAAGCAGUUUAGAAAUACACUCAGUAGCCACUUUGCUAGGUGCAUCUGUACCUAAUAACACAAAUAUCUAAUCAGUCAAUCUUGUGGCAGCAACUCACUGCAUAAAAGCAUGCAGAGAUGCUUGACGUUCAGUUGUUCAGAUUAAAUGUCCGAAUGGGGAAUAAUAUGACCUAAGUGAUUUUGACCAUGGAAUGAUUGCUGGUGCUAAGGCAGGAUGGUUUAAGUAUCUCAGGAACCAUUAAUCUCAUAGGAUUUUCACACACAACAGUCUCUAGAGUUUACAGUGAAUGGUUCAAAAAUAAACAAAAAACAUCCAGUAAGUUGCAGUUCAAUGGGUGAAAACGCCUUGUUUUGAGAGAAGUUGGAUGAGUACGGCCAGAUUGGUUCAAGCUGACAGGAAGGUAGCAAUAACUCAAGUUACCAUGCAUUACAAUGGUUGUGUGCAGAAGAGCAUCCCUAAAUGCACAAUACAUCAAUUCUUGAAGUAGAUGGGCUGCAACAGAAGACCACACAGGGUUCUAAGGUGUACCUAAUAAAGUGACCUCUGAGUGUAUAUUGUAAUUUUAAAGGCUUCAUGCAAUUAGUUAUAAAAUAAAAGAUGAGUUCAAAAAUGGUUUAUUAAUUAAUUCAUGUAUUACUGUUACAAAAAGUUAUUUUGAAAAAUACCAGAUUAAGUGCUAGAUCAAAUUUGUUAUGAAUUAGCUUUUUAAUUUAAUGGAUUGUUUAAAAAAGCCAAUAUAAUUUAGGGCUUUGCCUCAAUGUUUUAUAAUUAAAUUAUUUUAUUUGAAUAGCA